AUGAGCUCCCUCGCCGACAUGUUCCCCCCAGGGACUGACCUAUGUCAACUACCAGCUGGCAAACCCCCCAGCGGAGAGACCAUUGACUUCAAGGACCCGGGUCUCAAAUCACUGGCCAUCUCCAUAAGCGUCAUUCUAACCACGAUCGCUGUACUCGUCGGCCUUGGGAGGCUUUAUGCCAAUUUCCGGAAGCUAACGCUGAGUGACUUAUUCGUGCUGUUGGCCAUUCUAGUCAAUAUCGCCCAAGCCGGCACGAUCAUUGCUUACACAUAUGGAACUUUCCUCUUUGCUGGUCCUCUGGACAAUCCGAGCUGGUGGGAUAUCUCUGGCAGGUCCUCUUUGAUUUCAGCCUGUUCUUUCGCCAAAACAGCCACCCUUAUGCUCUUCUACCAGCUUUUCACUAUCUCGUGUCCAAUGCGCAUAGCGAUAUGGGUCGGUAUUGCUGCUGUCUUCUUGUUAUAUGCGUUGAGCAUAUGCCUCUCGUCUUAUUUCGCAGCGCCUCACAUCAGCCAAACCUGGGACGAGCUCUUGGUUGAGGAGGUCGGAACAAUCGUGUUUUUUCUGCUCAACCUAUCGAGAAAGAGGAAGAUACAGCUCAUGGCGUUGUUCUUCAUAGGCUUCCUUGGGGUGAUCGCUAGUCUGCUCUCUCUCGUCUACAGAGUGAAGUCGAUACAAGGGACCCCUGACACCACCUACAACACUAGGGUGCUAAUGAUCUGCAACCUCGUAGAAAUGGAUGUGGCACUGAUCGUAUGUUCAACCACGGCCUUUGCGGGCUUCAUGCGCCUUCACGUCAUGGAGUCGCGUGUGUUCAAGAACCUUCGCUCGACGCUUAGAGGCAGCCGGAGCGGCAACAGUCGGUCCAACCUAGUCGCCACAGGCCCCAACCGUCCGCGGACAGAGCGUGAACACCCGCCGGGACAGAAGCGAGGACUGAGGAAUAUGACCGGCUACAUUGAGAUGAGCGACACUUGGCUUCUCAACAGCGGGGCCACAACCAAUGUUGAAGGGCCAAAGCACGACCAGAAGUCAGAUGUUGAGGAGAUUGACGGCUUGAGGGUGCUCAGGACGGUCGAUGUGGAACACAUGCCAGCUUUGGCAGACCCUUACGGGCACGGGGUUUGA
This is a messenger RNA of Anthostomella pinea, 1125 nucleotides long. The record is from the annotation of a GenBank genome assembly. NCBI's taxonomy places the organism in Eukaryota, Fungi, Ascomycota, Sordariomycetes, Xylariales, Xylariaceae.